AUGGCCCGCUUCAGUAGGAAAGAGAAGAUGGCCACGAAAGCCAGUAAGCCGUUAAUCUGGUGCAAUGGUGGGCAGAAGGGUAGAGCCAGCCUAGUCAGCUACUUGCUGACUCAUAUUCUGAUUGGGACCAUUAUCCUGUUUAAACAGAAGCUAAUCUUUUCUUGCAGAAUCACGGCUUGUGCGAUGACCAUGAAUAAGUACGUGGAAGAGAACGUGUCUCAGAAAUCCUACACGACCAUCAAGUAUUUCAUGAAAAUGCUAAGCAGCGUCAGCGAGACCCUGAUCUUCAUCUUCAUGGGCGUGUCCACCGUGGGGAAGAACCAUGAGUGGAACUGGGCCUUUGUCUGCUUCACCCUGGCCUUCUGCCUGAUCUGGAGGGCGCUGGGUGUUUUCGUCCUGACUCAGGUCAUUAACUGGUUCCGGACAAUUCCCCUGACCUUCAAGGACCAGUUCAUUAUUGCCUACGGGGGGCUCCGGGGGGCCAUCUGCUUCGCACUGGUGUUUCUCCUUCCGUCCUCAGUGUUCCCCCGGAAGAAGUUGUUCAUCACGGCAGCAAUCGUGGUCAUAUUCUUCACCGUCUUCAUCCUGGGAAUAACUAUCCGACCACUGGUGGAGUUCCUUGAUGUUAAGAGGUCCAAUAAGAAGCAGCAAGCUGUCAGUGAGGAAAUCCAUUGUCGGUUUUUUGAUCACGUGAAGACCGGGAUCGAAGAUGUUUGUGGUCAUUGGGGUCACAACUUUUGGAGAGACAAGUUUAAGAAGUUUGAUGACAAGUACCUGAGGAAGCUUUUGAUUCGGGAGAACCAACCCAAGUCAAGCAUUGUGUCUUUAUACAAAAAGCUUGAAAUAAAACAUGCCAUCGAGAUGGCAGAAACUGGGAUGAUAAGCACUGUUCCUUCUUUUGCAUCUUUAAAUGACUGCCGUGAAGAAAAAGUAAGGAAGCUCACACCUGGUGAAAUGGAUGAAAUCCGAGAAAUAUUGUCAAGAAAUCUCUAUCAGAUCCGUCAGCGAACCUUGUCCUACAACCGACACAAUCUGACGGCGGACACAAGUGAGAGGCAGGCCAAGGAGAUCCUGAUCCGCCGGCGGCACAGCCUCCGCGAGAGCAUUCGGAAGGACAGCAGCUUGAACCGGGAGCACAGGGCUUCCACUUCAACCUCCCGAUAUUUAUCCUUACCCAAAAAUACAAAGCUUCCAGAAAAGCUACAGAAGAAAAAGAAUGUUUCUAAUGCAGGUGGCAACAGCAGCGACUCCGACCUGGAGGCGGGGACCACGGUGCUCAACCUGCAGCCUCGGGCCAGACGCUUCUUGCCAGAACAGUUCUCAAAGAAAGCCCCCCAGGCCUAUAGAAUGGAGUGGAAGAACGAGGUGGACAUGGAUUCCAGGCAGGAUCAACCCCGCAGCUCCCCAGCUGCCCACAGUAAAGAGGGGUGCCCCCAGACCCAGGGUGUGCUCUGCCAGCCCCUCCUUUCCAAAGGCCACUUUGGCUCCGUGCGGGGUGACCGUGUCCAUGAAGGCAUCCGACCCAAGCCGCCCCCCAGGCUGGUCCGAAGGGCCUCGGAACCUGGAAACCGGAAGGGUCGAUUUGGGAGCGAGAAGCCUUAAUGGAAAUGGCCAAAGCAGACCUGGGGGGACCGGCCCCGCCCAGCUGUGGCGUGUUACCUAGCAACCUGACACAGCAAUGGAAUCCACUUAAACCCUCUAUGCAUUUAAAUACUGUCCUUGGGUAGAAAUCAUGCCAGUGGCCAGUGAUCCAUGGGGCAAAUGGUCACCCCAGGAAGAAGAAAAUCAAAGAAAACUCCCCUAUGGUGUCUUUGAUGACUUGCUGGCAGUUGUGUUCUUUGCAAGCCUAAAGAAAGAGAGAGGAAAAACAAAACAAAACAAAAAACACUUGUGCCUUUAUUGAACUUGAAGGACAGAACUUGAAAUUUUUAACACACCCUUGUUGGUGAAAGUUUUAAUAUAUACAUAUAUGCCUCAGAUUUUAUUUAUGAAAACAUAUGUAUAUCUGUAAUUAGUUUUUCAGUGAAUGGCACUAAAAAUACUCAGAACACCUUUCCACGGCAUCCAGGCCAGCUUCCAUAGGAUAGGGGGUAGGUCAUCAGCUCCGGAUUGGUGGUGGGGGGGUGGGUGUUUCCUGAUGAUUCUGAGCUGAUGGCUGUUGGUUAAGAAAGAUCACAGCAUGGAGCAGAGAUUCCUGAGGACGCCAACAGCUAGAAGACCUGGGCGGACGAGGCCUGGCUGCCAGACUGUAGGUCCUCUGAAGUUGUGAGAGUCGGCUGGUUUUUAAUGUGUUCCUCAUUCUACUGUGUUUGUGGGCGAUGUACAGAUUCCAUCUCCCCGUCGUGUUUAAAUGGUACCAAGAGAAAGGUGGAAGGUGUGGGUGGACCAGCUUACGCUGUAUGACAGACUCAGGGCCAGCGUGGGACAGAGCUUGGCCUCACGUGCUGGGUGAGGGGUGACAGGACAGUGCCUGCUUGCAGCUGGCUGGCAGGUUUUGUGCAAUACUGGGGGGAUGGUGCAGGAGAUCCCCUGUCACGCCCAUCUGCGACCACCUGCUUUAGGAUUUUUCUGUAGAACAUUCUAGAACUUUGAAUCCAGGACAGAGGCUCCAAGCGGACAAGGAUAAAGGUUGAGAUAAAUGAUAUUCUGACCCUUAACAAACUGGUGGGGAUUCUGGUUUUGAAUUUCAUACAGGAAGCACUUUGGAGAAUGUGGGAGUUCUAUUUUUUUUUUUUUUUUUUUUGCACUAGUCUAAUUUGUUACCUCUCCCCUGUCAAGAAAGUAGUAGCUCAAAUUCUUCAUAUAAAAAUGAGUUCUACUCAUCUGAGUACUUUUUAAAAGUACAGCAGAAAGACCAGAAAUGGAACAUAACCAUUAAAGAUUAAUAUUGGAAUCACUCAGACUGUAGAUUUUAUUGGCCUGUCAUUUUUCCCUGAAAAACCUUUCUAUAAAAAUUGACAAGACUUGGAAUUUCUGGGGUUUAGAUAUGAAAUGAAGCCACUCUCGAUGGACUCGCAUUGGAGAGACAGUUGCUAUGUCUCUCCCUUGGAGACAUAGCAAAGGAUACAAGUGACCACAUAUAAUCGCUGGAAAAACAAGAAUAAACUAAACAAAAAUAUCCGGUACUUAGAAAUUCUCAGGCUUAGAUCUCGUCCCUUUUUCUACCCUCACUGAUGUGGAGAAGUAAAUCUUCUACCCUUUUUUCUCAUGUUCUAAAAUCUUGAAUGCUGCUGGAUUGUCAAGCACUAGGUGGAGGGAAGGGUGAACACACAAGGUACACGUGUAAGAAGAGCACGAUUCCUUCCCCAAACUCUCCCAGGUUGAUCGGUGGAAAGCAAAGGAGACACAAUUUGAAGACUACACGCUUAGGACUCUGUGCCAAAAUUCUUAAUUUUAAAUGGAAAUAUAUUUAUAUAAAAAGUAUAUAUUUCAUCUGCUGGAAAUAAAUUAAAGCUGAAUUUUAAUGUAGAAUCUUUAUUAUAGGACUAUGAUUCAUCAAGAGAUGUGAUGUAUAUUUUUGAGAAUUUGAAGAGUAAGUUACAGUUAAUGAAAUCUGAAAUGGAAAGUUGAAAUGUAAAAUAAUAACCUUAAAAUAAAUGU
Bubalus bubalis (water buffalo) is the source of this 3600-nucleotide messenger RNA. It is a transcript of the gene SLC9A2, whose product is annotated as solute carrier family 9 member A2. Gene Ontology annotation, molecular function: sodium:proton antiporter activity. Gene Ontology annotation, biological process: sodium ion transport; regulation of pH; proton transmembrane transport. The transcript has 10 exons. Gene Ontology annotation, cellular component: membrane. Lineage: Eukaryota; Metazoa; Chordata; Mammalia; Artiodactyla; Bovidae. The record is from RefSeq and is a predicted model, not a curated record. The coding region runs from base 1 to 1602 and encodes 533 amino acids.